Molecule: messenger RNA, 1071 nt
Organism: Cyphellophora attinorum
Lineage: Eukaryota; Fungi; Ascomycota; Eurotiomycetes; Chaetothyriales; Cyphellophoraceae
Product: Enoyl LovC
Exons: 3
Coding region: 1-1071 (356 amino acids)
Molecular function (GO): oxidoreductase activity, acting on NAD(P)H
Source: RefSeq, a predicted model, not a curated record
AUGAAAGAAGUCCUCGUAACCGGCGCUCCCAACGAGCCCCUCAAGACCACCAUCAUCGACUCCCCAAUCCCGACCCCAGGACCCAACCAACUCGUGAUCCGGAAUGUCGUCGUCGGCACGAACCCCAAGGACUGGAAGAUCCCCGUCGUGAUGUCCGGCAAGCUGCCGCCUAUGAAUACUGGCGAUGAUGUGGCUGGCUACGUACAUGCACUGGGUGAGGGUGUCACCGAGUUUCACGUGGGCGAUCGGGUUGCAGCGUUUCAUGAGAUGAUGAAACCUCACGGCGCCUUCGCGGAAUACACCCUCGCCCACGCCCACACGACCUUCCACCUCCCGCCCCAAACCUCCUUCGAAGAAGGCGCCACCAUCCCUCUCGCCGCCAUGACCGCCGCUGUCGGCCUGUACGCGCGUCUUGGGCUUCCAGAACCCUACGCUAAAGUGCAUGCUGCACGCGAAGCAGCCAAAGCGGGCGUGAUCGUGUACGGCGCGGCGAGCGCGGUGGGAGCGUUUGUGAUCAAAUUGUUGGUGAAGGCGGAUGUGCAUCCGAUUCUGGCGGUGGCGGGGAAUGGGAUUGGGUUCGUGGAGGGGUUGUUGGAUAAGGGGAAAGGGGAUGUGGUUGUGGAUUAUCGAAAGGGGGAUGAGGAGGUGGUUAAGGGGCUGAAGGCGGCGGCGAAGGGGGAUGUGUUGUUUGCUUAUGAUGCUGUGAGUGAGAAGGGAUCAUAUCAGAACAUCUGCCAGGUGCUCUCGCAAAAGGGCGGCGCGGCGAUCACACUCGUGCUGCCAGGCAAGAAAUAUGAUGAAAUCCCAAGCUCGAUUACGCAGUCGGUCACUACGGUCGGAUCAGUACAUGGGCAGCCGGAUGAUCUGGCGUUGUUGGGCUUUGCAUGGUACCGGCUCUUUGGUCAGGGAUUGCGUGAGGGAUGGUUCAGCGGGCAUCCGCAUGAAGUCGUUGCUGGUGGGCUCGGUGGUGUGGUCGAAGGACUGAAUAAUCUGAAGGAUGGCAAGGCUAGCGCGGUGAAGUAUCUGUACAGGGUUGCGGAUACUGAAGGUGUCAGUGCGAGCAAGAUCUGA